This is a messenger RNA of Chelonus insularis, 4694 nucleotides long. RefSeq names its product artichoke (gene atk). NCBI's taxonomy places the organism in Eukaryota, Metazoa, Arthropoda, Insecta, Hymenoptera, Braconidae. Gene Ontology annotation, cellular component: extracellular matrix. The record is from RefSeq and is a predicted model, not a curated record. Gene Ontology annotation, molecular function: protein binding. The transcript is spliced from 8 exons. Bases 124 to 4635 code for a protein of 1503 amino acids.
UUUUUUUCAAUCGGUAUAGUUUUUAUUAAUAAGUUCAUAAUUAUUAUAACAAGUUUUUCAUUAUCUUCUUUUAUUAAUUGGUAAAAUACUCACUGGAGCAGACAAUUUGGUCAUGUUCUAUAAAUGGCGAUGAAGAUGAGUAAGCCGCCAGAAGGUGGAGGAGGUUUAUACCUUAUCAUUUUACUGAUUUUUAUUCUAAAGUUCACUUAUGCGCAAGAGGAAUAUGGAUGUCCUCCUCAGGAUAAAAUUCUUCCUUGUAGAUGUUCUAUGAGAGAUAUGGAAUAUCAAGUAUGGUGCAGUCACAGUGAGUUACCUAAAGUUUUAGAGGGGUUAAAAGCUGUAAGUCAUUAUAUCAGCCAUCCAGUAGAUGAAUUGAUAUUGGAAAAUAAUAAUUUACCAAGUCUUCCUGGAAAAGUCUUUACAAGUCUUCGAGUUCUUCGUUUAAUGUUGAGAAAUAAUCAUCUAGAAAGAGUAUCAUCAGGAUGGUUAGAAGGGCUUCACGAUUCGUUAUUAGAACUCUUUAUCGUUGAACCUGAUUUACGGUCACUACCAGUGGAUAGUUUAGAUAAUCUUCAAGGUCUAGAAGCUAUCACACUUCAAAGUAGAUCUAUGAAAAGACUUCCUAAAUUUUCUGGUUUAACAAAACUUCGUUAUUUACAAGUGAAUUCUCUUACUUUACUUGAAUUAUCACCAAUGCAUUUUCGAGAUUUACCUCAUCUAGAGCAACUACAUAUUUUUGGAAGUCCAAAAUUAAUGAGAUUAGAAGCUGGACUAUUUAGAGGACUACCUAAGCUUUCAUUAGUUAACAUAACGAAUUGUGGUAUCACUUGGAUUCAUCCUAGAGCUUUUGUAGAUCUUCCAGAAUUGCGAGAAGUUUCUCUUGAGAAUAAUAAAAUUCCAGAUGCAGCAAUAGUAGGUCGUGCAAUGAUGGAUCUUCCGGUACUGUCGACUAUAACAUUAAUUGAGAAUAGAAUUCCACGUCUCCAAGGAGAAGCCUUUGUAAAUCUUCCAUCAUUGAGUAGGCUUUAUCUUACAAAAAAUCUCAUUACUGAAAUUUUCCCUGGAGCUUUCCAACUGUUACCUAUGCUCCGAGUUCUGGAUUUAAAUUAUAAUCUCAUCAGCAGAAUUCAUCCAGAGUUCUUCGUUCAAAGAUCAGGCAGCAGCCUUGAAGAAUUAUGGAUAAUAGGCAACAAUUUAAGACGAAUAAAUGAAGUUCGUGCUAUUAUGGAUGCUCUUCCCAGAUUGAAGUUUCUUGACGUUUCAUAUAACUAUCUUGAAGAGAUUCCUUAUGGAUCAUUGAGAGGUCAUUUGACUCUGGAACGACUUCAUCUUGAUCAUAAUCACUUGAGUUAUAUCCAACGAGAAACGUUUAGUGGAAUGCCUGCAUUAAGAGAACUUAGGUUAAAGAAUAAUUCACUUACAAAUUCUAUGGAAGCACCAUUUUGGAAUUUACCGGGAUUAAAAGGUUUGGAUUUAUCUGAAAAUUAUUUCCGACAUAUCGAGCCAAUAUUACUAUCAAAUUUACCUAAUCUUCGAAAGCUUGAUUUAAGCGGAAAUGGUAUCACUGUGGUAGAACCAGAAGCUUUUAUAAACGUUCCUGCUUUAGAACAUCUUAAUAUUUCUGGCAAUGCUAUCUCAAUCAUUCAUCCAAUGACUAUGAGACAUUUAACAGAGUUAUAUGAGUUGGAUGUUAGUUGGAAUAGACUCCUAGAAGUGGUUCCAAGUCUCCCAAAAAAUGUUGAACAUCUAUAUAUGCAAAUGAAUAGAAUAGUUGAACUUCCAGCAUUGGAAACACGAGAUCUAGCUCUUCCAAUCCUCCGAACUUUUGACAUAAACGCCAAUGGCAUUGAAAGAAUACCACCAGGUGCUUUGAGUGAAAUGCCAAAUCUUAGGAAGCUAAAUUUAGGCUAUAAUGCACUAAGAAUAAUUGAAGAUGGUACGUUCGAUGGACUGGUUAGAUUGGAACAAUUGGAUUUGAGAUAUAAUCGAAUCAUGUCAGUCCAUGGUCGAAGUCUCAUGCCAUUAAAGUCUUUAAAGGAUUUAAACUUACGUGGGAAUCGAUUAGAGGUGCUAAGACCGGAUAUUUUUGUAGAUAAUAUUGAACUUCAAAGGCUAGAUUUAGCAAGGAAUAAUAUUGCACAGUUUCCGCAUUCAACGUUUACCAGUACAAGAAACUUACGAGAACUUUAUGCAUCACAUAACACUUUAUCUGAACUUCCGGCGUCACUUCAUGGGCUUUCAUCUUUAGAAGUUCUGGAUUUGAGCUUUAAUAAAUUAGUAAUGCUAUCUUCAGAUACUCUCAGUACUCUUACAUCUCUUCUUGAGUUGAAGCUUGGAAAAAAUAAAAUCAUGGAGUUAAGAGAGGGAGCAUUGAAUCGAUUACCUAGACUCACCGUCAUCGAUCUUGAAAAUAAUGAUUUAAGAGUUAUUGAAAGAAAUGCAAUAAAAAAUCUGCCAGAACUACAAGCUAUACGAUUAGGAAAAAAUCGAAUUCAGAUGAUUCCAACAGGAGCUUUUACAGAUCUUCCUCUGCUCCAAAUUGCAGAAUUACAAGAAAAUCGAAUUCAAGAAAUAGCUCAAAAUGCAUUCAUAAAUGUUCCCAAUAUUCUACUGCUUAAUUUGAGUUACAAUCUACUACCAAGUCUUGAACAUGCAGGAAUAUCGAAUUUGCGAUCGUUGGAAGUAUUAGAUCUUAGCUUCAAUCGUUUAACCAUGGUAUCAAAUAAUAACCUUGCCGAUUUGGAGUGGCUUGUUGAGUUAAAGAUGGAUAACAAUCGAAUAUGUGGAAUCCAAGGUUCUCCUUUCGAUAACAUGCCAAGGUUAAGGGUCUUGAGCAUGCGAACAAACAGGAUGUCCAGUAUUAAUGAGAAUGCAUUCAAAAGGCUCCGAUCUAACAUUGCUGUGCUGGAUAUUGAUGGAAACCCCUUGUCUUGUUCUUGUGGAAUGAUUUGGUUGAGAGGAUGGAUACAGCAGUCGUCAUCGGAAGGGCCAAAAUGUGCUGACGGUACACUUUUCAGAGAAAUGAGACUUUCACGUACUGAUUGUUUAAAUAAAAAAGAACGUGAACCUGUUCAUCCUGAUUGUGAAACUGAAAUGAUCGAUCAAACUUUAAUGUCCUCUCAACAGGGUGAUAAAAGACCACCACCAGCUUGGAUGAAUACCCACAGUCCAACAAAAUUUAAUCAAGAGCCUGAUUAUUAUGAAGAUUAUCUUGAUGUCCCGUACAAUAUGACUAACAAAUUAUCUCCUUCAAAUAUAAACCAGUCAUCGAUAAUAUCUCAAAUACCAACCGGACCAAUUAAAUUUAUUCAAACAACAACAUCGGCUCCUCCUAUCAUUCUUCAGAAGAAGAAAACACCACUGCAAUCACCUGGUAGUUCUGGAUUUACAUUUUUCGGCGUUCCUCUACCUAGUUUGAAUUUUAAUCUUUGGGGAAAUUCUCGAAAAAAGUCUCAUAGGAAAGAAGAAACAGCAGCACGAAGUAAAUACAAACCUUUUAUACCCCGAGAACCUGAGAUGUAUAGAGGAUUUACUCCUUUACCAGAAACUGAAGGUGGAUUUAAACCAAUUGUUGACCCACGUAUCAUGUUUCAACGACAAAUGACUAAUGAAACUAUAAGAAAUGGAACUAGGAAUGGAAUAGUAACAAGAGUUUAUCAAGAUAACAAAAAAACUAUUAAUGAAGAAAUAGAAAAUAAAGAAAAAAAGAGAAUUUUUACUAAUGAAGGAUCGAAUAUAAAACCGGAUACUUCCACUUUUUCAAUUGGCACUGAUAUUCAUCAAACUCCAUCACUUGAAGUUGUCAAUAAAAUUCAUUCUAAUUCUUAUAAUGUAUCUUCUGUGAAUAAAACUGAAAGCACAAUAAAUGGUUCAACCACACAAGGAUAUAAUAAUGUCAAUUUCGAUGUAGAUUCUGAAGAAUCAGUAUUACUUGAAGGGAAAGUAGCAAGCCGAAUAGUUUGGACAACUCCUGGAACUAAUUUACAGAAAGAAUAUGUACCAGAAGUACAUUCAACUGAAGGUGCAAGCUUAACGCAAGAUAAAGUGUUUUGGAAUACUGAAGAAAAUCGUCCAUCACUUUCUAAACCUAUUGACACUACUCCUAUGACCUCUGAGACAACUUUUGAUCCAAUAAUAUUCGUAACAACGACUGAAAAUAGAACAAGUGACUAUUAUGGAGCAACUACGACUUUACAAUCUUUAUUACAGAAUAGAAUUGCGUCUCAAACUUCACAAGCUCUUGAGCCGUCAGCUUUAUCAGCCCUUUUAAUUCCUGGAGGCCAAGUUACUGCCUUCAAUCCAGUAAUGGCAGCUCGCCCUGCUGGUAAAUCCACUAUUGAAAAAGUUCCCUCACCAUUCCUGGUUUCUAAAAAUGAUAGCCAUAUUACUAAAAUUGAACAAGUUAUUAAAAAUGAGAGCAAAUAUUCGCCAGAGAUCAUUACAGAAAAAAUGCUGACCAAAAAUAAUUUUCAAGGACUCCAUGAAGAUGAUCCUUUUAAUUGGUAUUUCCAGAACUAUAAUAUAACUAACUUAGAACCUUAUGUUGCAGUAAUUGAAAGUGGAGUUGCAAAAAUAUGUACUCCACACAUUUUAGUGAUACUUGUAAUGCAAAUAUCAUUUAUUUUAGUGCACUAGUGAUUGUUUAAAUAUGUGAGUUAUGUACUGGAAUACCAAAGUCUAUUUAGAAAUAUAUG